AGCAGAGGCACACAGAAACCAACUGAGAGCAAAUUAAUGGGCACCAGCGCAGAGAAAAUUGUUCUAGACUGACACCAUGGAUGAAGCUGCAGGAUGGUCUCCGAGUGGCUCCCAUGGAGCUCGGCAGUAGGAUGCAAGUGUGUGUCUCCAUCUGUUUGCUCCCACAGAUGACUUCCCAUCUUUGCUUACUCAUCCUGUCUGGCUUGGCAGUCUCAUCCCAGUUUGGUUUGGAGGAUGUUUUCUUCAGUCCGCAGGACCAGACAGUCAGAGAAGGAGAGGGAGUUUUCCUCCGGUGUGUAUCAGGGGAGAGUUCACCUCCUGCAAGCAUCACAUGGCUCAAAGAUGGAAAGGUGGUCACAAGAGGUAGACAGAUUCAGGGUGAAUAUGGAGGUGGGCACCAGAAGAAAACGUCAGGCACUCUUCAUCUUUUCAACGUAACAUUAGAAGAUGAAGGGGUUUACGUUUGUGUCACACACAAUCCUUCACUGAACAUCAGCAAGAAGAGCAGACAAGCCAGACUUACUGUGCAGGGGGUCCCUCGGAGGCUGCAGUUCAUCCAGGGCCCUGACAACAUCACUGUUGCUAUAGGAACUGAAGUCUCCAUGCACUGCAGUGUUCUCGGCUUCCCUGUUCCCAUGGUGCACUGGUUCAAAGACGGGUGCCUCCUGAUGAACUGCUCCGGCUCGUUCAGCCUCCAAAACAAUGGACAGCUGCUCACAUUCAGAAAUGUGAGCAAGGAGCAUGAGGGCUCAUAUCACUGUGAAGCAUCAAACCAGAAAGAGACAAUCAGGUCGCAGCCAGCCUUCCUACUUCCAGCUGAAAUGGACUGGAGUUUUGUGCAGCAGCCCACAAAUCUAACGGUGAAGAGCAGCAAAAAUGUUACGGUAACCUGUAGGCCUCCGUACAGCAGACCAGCAGCGCAGGUGUCCUGGUUUAAAAACAACCGGCUUCUCACUCCCACUGAAAAUGUAACAAUGCUGCCCAGUGGAGACCUCUUCAUCCACAGUGUGCAGGAGCACGAUAGUGGCAGCUACUUCUGCAGGGCCUCAAACACCCAUCUUCAAAGAUUUCUUACCUCGAGACGAGCAACACUCACUGUUUUGGCCCCUCCAUCCGUCAAGCUAUGGCCCCAGGUAUUGACGGUGCCUUUGGGUGCUCAGGUGGUGCUGGAAUGUCAGGUGUCUGGCCACCCUUUACCGUCCAUCAGCUGGAUGAAAAGAGGCCACACCAAGCAGACAGGAGGCAAAAUUGCAUUGGCACAGAGAAAUGCCACUCUCUACAUCCAGUCAGUCCGGAGCUACGAUGAGGGGGUGUAUGUGUGCGAGGCAUCCAACACACUGGGACAAAGCCAUGGCACAGCACUCCUAAGAGUUGCUGUGAGCCCUUUAAUAGUGGUCUUUAAAGAUCAGGUGACCUACACGAUUGGGACUUUAGUGGUCCUGCCCUGCAGAGCAAUGGGGAUUCUCCCUAUCACAUACACCUGGAUGAGGGGCAGAACAGAGCCACAGUCCCCUAUCAGUACCACCGAAGGCAGACACAUAGAUGAAGAUGGGUCCCUGCAUAUUUCCAGUGUGCAGUACUCUGAUGCAGGAGAGUAUUACUGCACUGCUGAGAACCGAGCAGGACGACAUCAGAAACGGAUGAUCCUCAUCAUCACAGAUCGACCUUCUGAUAGAGGGAGACGGACAAGACUGGUUUUGUCUGCUAGCACCAGCGAUAAUGAACAACGUCCAGCUUCCAAGUGGAGCGACUCAGUAGCCGAGCAGCGCUUUAAAACAACACGUUAUCCACAUGUACAGGAAAAGCAUAAUGAGACAACAUAUGAAUUUUUAACACUGAACACAGUCUGGUUACCUCUUAUAUCUUUUUGCCAAGCUCAGAGGAAUUUAGGUGUUCCCAUACGACAUGCUGAACGUCGAGCAGCAGGACGUACGUAUGAAAACAGAGCGUUUGAAGAUGAUGACUGUGUUGCAGUGAUUGAACAGAGCCCCAACACAUCAGAAACCAGAGCCAGACCCCCAGGGCCCAGCCUGGUUACGGUGCAGAUGGAGCGCACGUUUGAUGAAGUACAAGAGGAUACCCAGCGCUCUCUGGACAACCACUCAGUCACUGUAGAGACGUACCCUGAGCCUAUUCUUGACACCAAGAUUGAUCCUUCUCUGGAGGAGGAGAAAGGGUGCAGUUUGUCCCAGCCCAGCAUUCAGGUGCACUGUACUGAGGAUUGGACCAGUAACAGAGGAGACAACCAAAGCCCAUGCCAGGACACGUUGCCUCCUCCCUCACCCUUAAUCUCCCGUUCUCCUUCCCCAUCACCACCAUCCAGGCGGGAAGAAAGCGUGCACUCUUCUUUAACACUGCAGAGUGCUGAGCCAUGCGUUGCACCUAUCCACCACAGUCUCAGCAUUUCACAUGGCAACCCUCCACUGUUGCUGUCUCACAACGUCUCUGUGGGCCUCACCACAGUAGCUGUUGAUGUCCAUUUUUACCCUGCAGCUACUGCUCCAAUGGCAGUAGGGACUAGUACUCACAUUAAUUCAGUUUCAAACUCCUCAGCAGUGACUGCACCUCUUUUUAGCCCCACGUUAGCUAACAGCCAGGAGAAUGAUCAGUCAGCUUCCAGGCUGCAUCAGUGUAAAUAGCUACAUUAUAGGACAAAUCAUCUUCAGUGCUGGCACACAUUAAGUGAAAUGGGAACAAAGUUUUGGCUAGCUUGAUGGUGUGGAGAUAGGAAUGCAUAGAUUACUAACGGGCUGGCUAGCUGAUCCAAAUCACAUUUAAGAGUGUUUUACACCAGUGGUGAUAAGCAGAAUAUUA
This is a messenger RNA of Pundamilia nyererei, 2814 nucleotides long. RefSeq names its product hemicentin-2. Gene Ontology annotation, cellular component: plasma membrane; axon; neuronal cell body. NCBI's taxonomy places the organism in Eukaryota, Metazoa, Chordata, Actinopteri, Cichliformes, Cichlidae. Bases 81 to 2639 code for a protein of 852 amino acids. Gene Ontology annotation, biological process: synapse organization; homophilic cell-cell adhesion. The transcript has 18 exons. The record is from RefSeq and is a predicted model, not a curated record. Gene Ontology annotation, molecular function: axon guidance receptor activity.